Phytophthora infestans T30-4 is the source of this 825-nucleotide messenger RNA. Its product is annotated as ubiquitin-conjugating enzyme E2, putative. Lineage: Eukaryota; Oomycota; Peronosporomycetes; Peronosporales; Peronosporaceae. The record is from RefSeq and is a predicted model, not a curated record. The transcript has 6 exons. Bases 1 to 825 code for a protein of 274 amino acids.
AUGGCGGCAAGUGUGCGCAACACCGCCAUCAAGCGCAUCCAGGGCGAUGUGCGUGAGAUGAUGACCAACCCAAGCGACCAGUACGCAGCGGCGCCACUCGAGACCAACAUGUUCGACUGGCACUUCACAUUGCGUGGCCCACGUGACACAGAGUUCGAGGGCGGCAUCUACCACGGCCGCAUCAUCCUGCCGUCGGACUACCCGUUCAAGCCGCCCAACAUCAUGCUGCUCACGCCCAAUGGCCGCUUCGAAGUGAAGAAGAAAAUUUGCUUGAGUAUCUCGGCCUACCAUCCAGAAGAAUGGCAACCUGCGUGGGGCGUGCGACUGAUUCUGGAGGCGUUAAUCAGCUUUAUGCCCACUAAAGGCGAGGGCGCAAUUGGUGCGCUGGACUUUCCUGCUGAAGAGCGCAGGAGACUAGCCAAACUGAGUGUCGACUACAAGUGCGAAACGUGUGGACGAGUGGCGGAUUUGUUGCCGGAGUUGGAGUCGGAGCAUGAAGGGAAUGAAGAGGAGAAGAAACCUUCCAAGUACGCGGAACAGAUCGCUCAGUUGCAUAUGCACAGCUUGGAGACGGCGCCAGCCAAUUCUGCAGCUUCUACUGAUGCAGCAUUUGUCGAGGAACCAGCAGCAGCAGAAGCUGCACCGGAAGUGGUCGAUUAUCACCACGAGAACGUGGACACGCCCAUUGCAGCUCAUAAUUUUGCUCCAGUGCGCGAGUCCGACAGCGUGGACACUUUUCUGCACUAUUUGACUAUUGCCAUCGUGGUGGCGCUGUUCGCACUAAUCUAUAAGAAGCUGCUGCAGAUGCACGGAAUACUGCAAUAA